CACGCGGUGGCAGCACCGUAAAUUCCUCCAACUCCCCCGCCAAAUCUAACGAGCUUAAUUGGGCUCAUACGUUCAAAGUUCAAUCUUAAAACCAAGUCAAUCAAAGCUGCAGGCACUUACGCGCAUUGACGGCGAUGAGUAUGAAUAAAGGGCGAAGGGGUUUAUUAUUCAAGUCAUUGUUCCAACGACCGAGAAAAAAAGAAGAUAGCGUUAUCUGAGGACUCCUGACAAAAAUUAGGGUUUUGAAAUUGGGGGAAAUUGAAGGAAGGAGAUAGGAGAUGGGGUGCGUUUGCUCGAGGGGGGAGGAGGAGGAGAAGAGCGAUUUCCGGUCGUUUCCGGAUGAGUUUAGUGGGAUUUAUGGGUGUGGGAUCCAGAAUUUUGAUUCCGGCGAGCUCCGGAUGACGCCGGCGAGAGCUGGGACUGGAAAGGUUUCAGAAAUGAGUUCAAUUAUUGGAAGGGCUGGCAUUGCUAGCUUAGAGAGGGCUGUAGAGGUCUUAGAUACACUUGGAAGUAGCAUGUCGAAUUUGAAAUCUAAUAGCGGAUUUAUCUCUGGUGUUACAACUCGAGGCAACAAAAUAUCAAUACUGGCGUUUGAAGUUGCUAAUACAAUUGCUAAGGGUGCUACCUUGCUUGCGUCUGUUUCAGAAGAAAACAUCGAAUUCUUGAAAAAGGAUGUUUUAAAGUCAGACGGCAUACGACGAAUUACUUCAGCGGGCAACAGAGAGCUGAUGAUAAUUGCAGCUGCUGAUAAGAGACAUGAGCUUGAUGUGUUCGCUGCAGAAGUUAUAAGAUUUGGAAACCUAUGUAAAGACCCUGUUUGGCAUAAUUUGGACCGUUACUUUCAGAAGUUGGGUUCGGAAUGUAUUCCUCAGGAGCAACUUAGUGAAGAGGUAGAAACAUCGAUGCAGCAGUUGAUAAAUUUGGUUCAAGAUACUUCUGAGCUCUAUCAUGAGUCACAUGCGUUGGACAGAUUUGAACAGGAUUAUCAGCGGAAGCUGCGGGAGGAAGAGGCAGUACCUGCAACUAGUCGGGAGAGCCUUAUGAUUUUACACACUGAACUUAAGCGGCAAAGGAAGUUAGUCAAGAGUUUAAAGAAAAAAUCUCUUUGGUCCAGAAAUUUGGAAGAGGUUGUGGAGUGCCUUGUAGAUGUUGUUGUCUAUCUACAUAAAGUGAUUUUGGAUGCAUUUGGUGUUACUGAUGCCAAUAUGGGUGAACAUGGGCCGGUUCAUAAUCAAUGUUUAGGUGUUUCUGGUCUCGCGUUGCACUAUGCUAAUGUUAUUGCUCAAAUUGAUAACAUCGUGUCUCGGCCACUUGCACUUCCUGCAAAUACAAGAGACUCAUUGUAUCAAGGAUUGCCACCAGGCGUCAAGGCUGCUUUACGUUCUAAGUUACAAUCAUUUGAUGCGAAGGAAGAGUAUACUGCUGCUCAAAUCAAAGCUGAAAUGCAGAAAACUCUCAGAUGGUUAGUUCCUUUGGCUGAAAAUACAAUAAGGGCACAUCAAGGUUUUGGAUGGGUUGGAGAAUGGGCUAACAUUUGUACUGAGACAAACAAAAAUCCUUCGCCUCAACAUAGCAUUACUCGCAUUCAAACACUAUAUCACGCAGACAAGGAGAAGACCGAAGAAUGCAUACUAGAACUAGCAGUUUGGCUUCACCAUCUUGUACUCCAGGUGAGGAACAAAGGUUACAAGUCCAUGAAACCAGCUCGCAAUUUAAAGAAAACAGAAAAAGAUAUAUCCCUCAUGAGCAAUGGCAAGCCUGCGAUCGUCUUUGAACUCUCAGAAGAGGAUAGAGAGAUGCUAGGCCGUGUAGAUUCAAAGAAAACAGUGUUAGUGAGAAGCAAAAGCCAGGAGCUUGCAAUUGACAAAGAUAAGAGGAAACAAGCUGGCAGAGGUUUGAGCAGGAGUUUUGGUAAUUCUCCUUCCAGGGAGUUCAAUAUGGCCUUAGAAUCUCACUUAGAAAGGACCAAGGUUCUUGAUAUAUUAGACGGAUUGCAUACAGCUGAGACAUUUUCCCGCUAAUUGUACAUUUUUCUCUUGAGCAAGUUUGAUUCUUUCUCUUGUACGUAUACGAGUUGAUGGGUGACACAGACACAAUCUCUCUGUAUAUACAUAUAUCCACAAAUUGGGUUCUGGGAGUACAAAGAAAAGUUUGCAUGGUAUAAAAAUUCUCAUGACGUAUUGUCCAUUACUUGAA
This is a messenger RNA of Asparagus officinalis (garden asparagus), 2196 nucleotides long. RefSeq lists its product as uncharacterized. Bases 279 to 2021 code for a protein of 580 amino acids. NCBI's taxonomy places the organism in Eukaryota, Viridiplantae, Streptophyta, Magnoliopsida, Asparagales, Asparagaceae. Gene Ontology annotation, biological process: positive regulation of growth. The transcript is spliced from 12 exons. The record is from RefSeq and is a predicted model, not a curated record.